This is a messenger RNA of [Candida] anglica, 1757 nucleotides long. NCBI's taxonomy places the organism in Eukaryota, Fungi, Ascomycota, Pichiomycetes, Serinales, Debaryomycetaceae. The record is from the annotation of a GenBank genome assembly.
UUUGUAGAUUAAGAGACUACUCUGACAACAUUUGUAUAGACUCUGAGAAUGUCAUCGUCAAUGUCAACUGCACCUGAACCUGAGCCUGAAAAUGGACAAACAUUCGUGCUGCAAGGGCUCGCUGAGAGCGCCAGCUCACAUGACUACGAGGCCGAUCCGGUGAAGCCAUAUGCUCCAGCUUUUCCUGCUGAUGACGACAAUAUUGCCAAUGAAUCAUUACACAGAACGUCCACCAUCCAAAAGAUCCAGAGUAGAGUGUCCUUCUUUAAUGAAAAGCUUAAAUCUGAAAGAAUGGGCUUAGCAUGGAAGUUCUUUACCAUUUAUGUAACCAUGGGAUUCUUUGUGUUGGGUAUUUUCACUAUAUAUUGGGGGUCCAUGUAUAACCGGAACUCUCGGUUGAAAAACUUGAGCAUGCUUGUUGUCAUUGAUAACGAUACCCCGGUCAAUGGACUCCCCACUAUUGGUGAUGGACUCAGAGAUCUCCUCCAGUCCAAGCCAGCCACGGAAUGGGGUAGUUGGAAGAUAUAUAACCGCGAAGAGUUUGGAGUCUUUGCCGAUAAGUAUAAUAAUACUAUAGAAGAACAGAUGCGUCGUGACGUUCACCAUCAAAAAUAUUGGUCUUCCAUCUAUGUGCGAGAAAAUGCAACUAUUAAUUAUUACAAUGCCUUAGCUUCCGGUGAUUCUUCGUAUAAUGUUACUGCCAACAGUAUUACGGUAAUUUACGAAACUGGCCGUGAUUUCCUUAACAUGAACCAAUAUGUCACCCCUUCAAUACAGAAGGUGGAAAAGGUAUGGUUAGCAAAGCAGUCGUCCAUCAUCGGACCGUUGGUGGAUAGUUUAAGCAAUACUCAAAAAUCAACAUUAUUUUCUCAAUCUAACUACUUGGACCUUGUUGCAACUCCGUUCAUUUUCCAAUACAAUGACUACAUCCCAUAUACAGACCCGGUAUUAGUGGCUCCUUCACAAGUUGGGUUGAUUUAUAUGAUUAUCUUAACGUUCUUCAAUGUGAAUUUCUUUAUGGAUGUACACAAAUCCGUGGCUCAAUUGAAGUUGAAAUCUCAUCACUUUUUGAUUUAUAGACUCCUUCUGUCCUUGAUUUCAUACGCAUGGUUGAGUUUAAUGUACUCGUUUGUAACCCUCUCCAUGCAAGUUGAUUUCACAGUAGCCUUUGGUAAAUCUGGGUUUUUGGUAUAUUGGAUGGUUUCAUGGGUUACUAUGUGGUGUGUGGGGAGUGUCAAUGAAGUCAUGGCCAUGGGUCUUCUGUUGGUUCAUCCUCCUCUCAUUGGAUUUUGGCUCUUGUUUUGGGUCAUUGUCAACAUCUCCCCAACAUUCACUCCCUUGGCUCUCAGUCCCAAGGUUUUCCGUUAUGGAUAUGCAUUGCCAUUACAUAACUCGUACGAAAUUACAAAGGUGAUUUUUUUCGAUACUUGGAAGGGAGAAUUGGGUAGAAAUUUCGGUAUUUUAGCUGCAUGGUCUGUCACCAUGAUCUUCGUCUUCCUAGGUAUGUGUGUACUUUUUGGGAAGACUAUGACCAAGAGAGCUAAGGAAGCCGCUGAAGCAGAACUAGCUUCAACAGCUUAAUUUAGAGAAAGAUUAAGAGAUUCAAUACUCUGUUAUUCUUUUAUUAUGAUUUUUAUUAUUCUUAUUAUUAUUUAAUUAUUACCUUUAUAGACCGAGCGAUCUUUUCGCUUUUUAAUGAGAAUCCCUUAUAUGAGUUGAUAAAUAUUUUAAACAAUGUAUCAAGUAGUACUCCUCAC